This is a messenger RNA of Lachancea dasiensis, 1143 nucleotides long. The record is from the annotation of a GenBank genome assembly. Lineage: Eukaryota; Fungi; Ascomycota; Saccharomycetes; Saccharomycetales; Saccharomycetaceae.
AUGGCUUUGCAAAUGAAUCUACCACAGAUGAGGUCGAUCUGGAUAGACGAGGAUCAAGAAGCUGAAAAACUGUAUGGAUUACAAGUUCAACGGUUGAUGGACUCCGACGAUGAUGACCAGGUGGAUAUGAUGCUGAUCAACAGCGACAGACCGGUCUUGAACAACAAAGAACGCAUCGAGCUACCGCCGUUAAGGCCAUCCGCAUACAAACCAAGCCGUAGCAAAAAACCACUUUCCAAGGCUUCUGACCUAGGCCAUGGAAUGUCUUCUUCCAAGACCAAAAAGACCACUGGGAAGUUUUUCAAAUUAUUCAAGAGCAAAGAACCUCGUCUAAAUUCCCAAAGCACCAACAUUUCAGUGCCUUUUAACUUCCAACACAUCUCACACGCGGACAUGAAGAACGUUUUUGAAGGUGAAAGACUAUCGCAAGACGACCCUGUUUCACCCAUUUCGUUGAACAAGGCCUUUGUCACGGAGAGUUUUCUUUCCGCACAAGAUUUGCCCGAUAAAAACAAGUUUGGGUACUCCAAGACCGCUUCUCCUCGUCGUUCUUCAUCUAUCGCCUCCUCCCAAUACUCGAGUAAAUCAGCAAGAAUAGUAUCGACAUCAACAAUGGCCACGUCUGUGAAUGAUGACUCCUACAAAUCAAUCAAAAAGCUGAAGCAGUUGGAAAGAGUACAUUUGAAACAUAGAUACAAUAAAUCGGAAGAUAGUGCUGUUUCGGUCGAAUUUUUGAAGAACUACAGCUUCCCCACUGUCUUGGAGGACGUUUCUUUGGUCGAAGUUAAAACCCCAGACAUGUCAAAAACCAACUGUGACAAGUUUACCUGGGAGUCUCCGCAGGACCCGGGGGCUCUUUUGGAAACUAUGCUACAAGACAGAUCCCCAAUGCCGGCCACUACGGGUUCUAGAAGGAAGUCUGAUUCACAAUUAGUCUUUACACCAAUGAUUGAGCAACGAGGUUCGUUCCUUGAUACCCCCAGAACGAGAAAAUCCGUUGACGAUGUACUGCUGUGCUACCAUCAGCCAAGCGAAGCAAGUUCAGAUCUACGCGAAUCUGGUGACUUCUCCUUCAGCCAGAGCUCCGGUAGGAUGAACAAUGGAUCAUCCUGGGACAAAGAAACCGAAACAUUCGUGUUAUAG